Messenger RNA from Polyodon spathula (Mississippi paddlefish), 3350 nucleotides. Its product is annotated as caprin-2-like. Gene Ontology annotation, cellular component: cytoplasm. Bases 155 to 3265 code for a protein of 1036 amino acids. Gene Ontology annotation, molecular function: signaling receptor binding. Lineage: Eukaryota; Metazoa; Chordata; Actinopteri; Acipenseriformes; Polyodontidae. The transcript has 20 exons. The record is from RefSeq and is a predicted model, not a curated record. Gene Ontology annotation, biological process: positive regulation of canonical Wnt signaling pathway.
GCCCCGGUUAUACUAACAUCAGACGUUUUGGGUCGUACAGGGAAGGAUUUUUUUUGUUUUGUUUUGUUUUUUGUGCUCAAUCUCCUGACGGUGAUUAGCACUGUGAAUACAAAACAAACAGUUAGCAGAAGAACGAGGAGACCCAGCAUUUCCAAUGGUGCAGCUUGCCCCUUCCCCUGUACCUUGCCUCUCCCCUACAGACCAGGCAGAUGAGAAGAAAAUGGCAGUCAAGACUAAGAAGCAGGGAAGCCCCAAGUCUGAGGCCCAUCUUGCUCUCACCUCACUGCAGGUGGCUGUGGCUGCUUCUACAACAACUUACCAGGGCUACGACACCUACAUAGAGGAUGGGCUAGUCAGCCUUAAACACAAAAUCAGAAACAUUGAAAAAAAGAAGAUUAAGCUGGAGGUCUAUAGGCAGCGUCGGCAGGAAGGAGAACUUCUUAAUCAAGAUCAGCUGGAGGCAGUGGAAAAGUAUGAUGAAGUCAUUCAUAAUUUGGCAUUUGCCAAGGAGCUGCAGAAGACAUUUAGUUCUCUGAGUCAAGAUCUGUUAAAAGCCCAGAAGAAGGCAGUGCGGCGCGAGCAGGUUUUGAAGAUUGAAACGGAGAAGCGCCGCCUGCGCACCAUCCUCCAGGUGCAGUACAUUCUGCAGAACCUGCAGGAGGAGCAUGUGAGGAAAGACUUCCACAGCGGCCUCAAUGGGGCCCCCUUUCUCUCUGCCAGUGAGCUUGACUACCUCCUGAAGUUCUCCAAACUGGCCUCCCUGAUGCGCGAUGAGCAGAUGAGCCUGGAGGACCAGAUGGAGCAGGCAACAAGCUACCUUUGGGAGUUACUUGAAGGAGGAGAAAAAGUUGUGGUUGGUACUACCUAUAAACACCUGAAGGCACAGAUGGCAAAAAUGAUGGACUGUGGGUACUUUGACCACAUUCCCGUCCCUCAGAGUAAGAUGUUGGAGGAGGUGGAAGAGGUUCAUAAGGUAGUGGAAGAAAAAACAGAACCACUAAGAAAGCUGCCAAAAGAGGGCACAAAAGAGCUGGUGAAAGUGCUAGGAGAACCUUCUGUGCAGUUUAUACAGACGAGAGAAGUUCAGUUAAGAGAGUUUAACAGACGCUACUUGCCUGAAACAGACUUCCACAGCCAAGUAAAGACAAAGACCCUGCAGCCCUGGAAAGCUGAUUUUGCAGCUAUGAAACAGGAGCCUCCCGACUCUUGGGAGAUGCAGUUUGAUGACAGCAGGACGACAUCCCCACAGCCAGUGCCAACCAAGCAGGGGAGAGCUGCUGCUGAACAUGUUGCAAAAGAGCAAGUGGAGUCCAAAAUGACGACCACUUCACCAAAAAAAAAACGUGAGCAGAAGCCCAAAACAGGUGAAGAAGUUAAACCAGUGCCAAAGCCAAUACAUUCCCCCAUAGCUGUGUUCAAUUCCACUUCCUCCCUUCCAAAGGACCCAGCACUAAGAAGGCAGAAGAUACAAGAUUUGAUGGCUCAGAUCCAAGGGUCAUUCAGUUUUAUGCAGGACUCUGUGCUGGAUUGUGAGAGUUCACCUGUGAGUGCCAUGCCCCUGUUAGCACCGCUUUCUGUGCUUCCCUCGUCCACCCCCAUAGCACCAAGAGAAUCAAAGCAGAAAAUACAGGCAGACCUCCUUCCGCAAGCCUUGCAGACUGCCCCUUCAGCUGAUCGCAGUCCCAGCACUAGCCUGAAUGGAGAUCGGUCACUGAAUGGACCUGAAAUUGACUUCGCUUCGGCAGCUGCACAAGAAACUAUUUCAGCAUUGCCUGAGGCAAAGUCCUUUGUUUCUCCUCCAGCAAUAUAUCAAACUGCAUCAAUCCCAGCCCCCUUGGUAGAGAAGGGCAUGGACCAGACUCGGGUGCCUCUGCCAUGUGAACAGCAGAUGCCCCUUUGCAACACAAUGUCAGCCCCUGAAUUACAGACCCAGGCAUUCCAAUCACCUCCCACCAGCAACCAUACCUUAAGCAUGAGUGCAGCCCCCUUUCAGGCCAUGCAUACUAUUUUUAAAGUGAAUGCUCCGUUGCCGCCGAGGGACAUGAAACCAGAGACCUCUUCAUAUUCAGAGUCCUACAACCAGAGCUGUUCUACAGCUAGCACCCAGACAACCCUGCAGUGCUCCUCGCAGCCGGCCUACACGCUGGAUCAAAACACAAUCCCUCAUGAAACUCUGCAGCCAGGCAAGACCAACGCUUUCUUAAUCUGCUGGAGUGUCUGUGGAGGCGUCAUGAAUCUGGGUUUUUGUUUCAAUAUACACAAGGGCUUCAUCAAUGGGGUUUUCUGGUGUUUAACUUUCACAUGCUGUUUCGCUUGUUUCAUUUCCCCCCCCCCCCUUUCCACAGUCACAACCUAUCAGUCUGAAUGUCCAGUUAGCAAUGGAUGUCAAGUUUACAUGUCUCCAGGACAACAGAAUGCCUUCCCUCGCUCAAACCAGGCCUACUACAAUAACAGAGGCACAAUAAGAGGAACGCCCCGUGGGAGCAGAGGCCUGGCAAACUCUUAUCGCUCACCCAGUGGAUAUAAAGCAGGGUUUGAUGGUUACAGAGGUGGAAUGCAGUCUCCGGGUGGAAACUACACUCAUCAACUGUAUCCUGCCAGAGAAUAUACAACAAUGCUGUAUGGAUCAAGGGAAGCUGGGUUUCAGCAGAACUAUAAACGUGGAGGGCCUGCUGGACAGAAAACAAAUUCAAGAGCAGGGUGGAGUGACUCGUCUCAGGUGAGUAGUCCAGAACGAGACCAUGAAACCUUCAACAGUGUGGACUCUGGCCAUGGGGGCUCCCGCUGCAUCACGCCCAUCGACAUUCCGGUCACGAGCCAGGCGACCACCCUCAUGCCUGUACACGUCUACCCGCUCCCUCCGCAGAUGCGCGUGGCCUUCUCUGCUGCCCGCACUUCCAACUUCGCCCCGGGCACCCUGGACCAGACCAUCGCCUUUGACCUGCUCCUCAAUAACCUCGGGGAGACCUUUGAAAUGCAUAUGGGCCGGUUCUCCUGCCCAGCCAAUGGCACUUAUGUUUUCAUCUUCCACAUGCUGAAGCUGGCAGUUAAUGUGCCGCUUUAUGUGAACCUCAUGAAGAAUGAGGAGGUCUUGGUGUCUGCCUAUGCCAAUGAUGGUGCCCCCGACCAUGAGACUGCCAGCAACCAUGCUGUGCUUCAACUUUACCAAGGAGACCAGAUCUGGCUCCGUCUACACAGAGGUGCCAUCUAUGGAAGCAGCUGGAAGUAUUCCACAUUCUCUGGCUACCUCUUAUACCAGGACUGACUUUCCUGUGCUUGAAGAAAUUGUGAUAUAAGAUUUGGAGUUUUCAAUGCUGUUUUUUUUUUUUUUUUUUUUUUUUUUUUUCCCC